AUGUUUUUGCAGAGGACGCAGCCCCCGGUGCCCAUCGCCCCCCCCCAGCUCACGGCGGUGGGGGCCACGUACCUCUGGAUCCAGCUCAACGCCAACUCCAUCAACGGAGACGGCCCCAUCAUUGACCGUGAGGUGGAGUACAGGACGGUGUCGGGGACCAUGUACGACCUGCAGCCCGUGGACAAGACCACACACAAGAUCGGGCACCUGGACCCCGAUACAGAGUACGAGAUCAGUGUGCUGCUCACCCGGCCCCUGGACGGAGGCACAGGGGCCCCAGGGCCACCGCUGAGGGCCCGGACCAAGUGUGCAGCUCCGAGCCCUGGGUGGUGGUUUGAGGAGAGGGUGAUGCGCCCCUGGGACUCCCCUCCGGUCACUGUCCUGGAGAUGGAUGGCUGUGUUUGGUGA
This is a messenger RNA of Knipowitschia caucasica, 408 nucleotides long. NCBI's taxonomy places the organism in Eukaryota, Metazoa, Chordata, Actinopteri, Gobiiformes, Gobiidae. The record is from the annotation of a GenBank genome assembly.